Molecule: messenger RNA, 960 nt
Organism: Scleropages formosus (Asian bonytongue)
Lineage: Eukaryota; Metazoa; Chordata; Actinopteri; Osteoglossiformes; Osteoglossidae
Product: olfactory receptor 52E8-like
Exons: 1
Coding region: 10-960 (316 amino acids)
Biological process (GO): G protein-coupled receptor signaling pathway
Cellular component (GO): plasma membrane
Molecular function (GO): G protein-coupled receptor activity; olfactory receptor activity
Source: RefSeq, a predicted model, not a curated record
CGAGGAAACAUGCAAGAAUACGCAGUCAGAAAUUUCUCCUACUCUAGCUUCAUCCUGAUUGGCUUCUCGGGACCAAAAGAGUGGAGACAACUGCUCUUCAUCCCAUUUCUCCUCAUGUUUUUAAUAUCUGUUGCUUCAAACUCUAUGCUUAUGUUUAUAAUUGUAUCACACAAGGCUUUGCAUUCUCCAAUGUGUCUGCUGAUAUGUGUCUUGUCCUUUGUUGACAUAAGUGUCGUAAUCUUCGCUGUUCCAAACAUGCUUUUCAGUCUCCUGCUGAACUGGAACCAUAUAUCUCUGUUGGGUUGCCUGGUUCAGAUGUUCUUUGUUCAUAUAGCUGGUGCCUUCCAGUCUACCAUUUUGCUGUGGAUGGCACUGGAUCGAUACUUUGCCAUCUGCACUCCACUUCAUUACAACGAACACAUGACCUUUUCUGUUUUCCUGAAGUUCGUCAUUAUUCCUUCCCUGAGAAAUAUCAUUUUGAUUUUAGCAAUAGUAGGCCUGGCUGGCACCCUGCAAUACUGUCAGUCCAAUGAGAUCGACCACUGUUUCUGUGAGCACAUGGCACUGGUCACGCUGGCCUGUGGCCCCAUAUAUGUCAACAAUGCUGUAGGACUGAUUACCAUUUUCUGCAUCCCAGCAACUGAUUUUCUUUUAAUUAUUGCCUCCUAUAUAAAAAUUUUUGUCUCCGUAUUUAAGUCAGGUAAAUCUAGUCCGAAAGCUCUAAGCACUUGUAUUACUCAUAUUAUGGUCAUGACUGUAAGCAUAAUUUUUCUUUUAACAGCAUUCCUUUCAUAUAGAAUAAAGAACAACCUCUCAUCUAACAGCCAUGCCAUAAUUAGUAUUAUAUAUUUACUUGUGCCUGCCUGUUUCAAUCCAAUCAUUUAUGGUAUCAGGACAAAAGAAAUACGGCAACAAGUCAUGAAAAAAAUGAGGUGUGGAAAAGUUGCUCAGUUACACUAA